Messenger RNA from Tachysurus fulvidraco (yellow catfish), 2237 nucleotides. RefSeq names its product gap junction protein beta 7 (gene gjb7). The record is from RefSeq and is a predicted model, not a curated record. Gene Ontology annotation, biological process: cell communication. Bases 814 to 1602 code for a protein of 262 amino acids. Gene Ontology annotation, cellular component: connexin complex. Lineage: Eukaryota; Metazoa; Chordata; Actinopteri; Siluriformes; Bagridae. The transcript is spliced from 2 exons.
GUGAGCUGCGGGGGAAAAGGACAGGAAUCCUUUAUAGAACAGGAAGCAAAUCUCUCUCUCUCACACACACACACACACACACAGUACACAUACACAUGCAUACACACAAAUACAUGCAUGUACACACAUACACACAUAGAAACACACACAUACACAUGCAUACAUAGACAUAUACAAACACAUACAUGCGUACACACACACACACAAACACAUACACACACAAACACAUACACACACAAACACACAUGUACAGUACACAGGUUCUAAUAACCACGUAAAUUCUGGUGUGUUGGAGACGCCUCGUGUUUCUGCAUUAAUAAAACACGACCUUGUGACUGUGUGUUUAAUUAUAAAUAUCCUCCUGUCAGUGAUACACACGGCAUCCUGAUCUCUCUCCUGUCUCACUGCCUUUAUGAGCUUCUCUAAACACUGCGUUUACAAACCACACGCUCAGUAAACACACCUAUUAUCUGCCUGAGUCACUGCAGCUGCUUGUCAGAGAAAGUCUGCUUUAACCAUCAACUCCCUCCUGCCUUCAUUUAAACAUCACACAUCAUAAAGCAGAGACAUCUGGAGCAUAUUCACUACAUCAUGCAGCGUCUUUAAAAACCUCGCACCAUGGAAACGAAGGCCCGCACACUCAGGUGUCUCACGGUGCAGUGUAUUUACAGUAAGCUCACAAGUAAGCCACACCCACAGCAAGCCAGCAGGUGAGCCUGAUCCACCAGGUACAUUUGCCUUCCAAAUCCUUCAGCGUUACAGCGAGUGAACAGCUGCUGUGUACAAACCUUCAGCGCAGGUUUCCCUGCAGACAUGAACUGGGCUUUUCUGGAGAGCGUUCUGAGCGGGGUGAAUAAAUACUCCACCGCCAUCGGUCGGAUUUGGCUCUCGGUGCUCUUCAUCUUCCGCAUCCUGGUAUUUGUGGCUGCUGCUGAAAACGUCUGGAAAGACGAGUCGAAGGAUUUUGUGUGUAACACCCAGCAGCCAGGGUGUGAGAACGUCUGUUAUGACCGGUUCUUUCCAGUGUCUCAGGCACGUCUGUGGGCUCUGCAGCUCAUCAUGGUGUCCACGCCAUCCCUGCUGGUGGCCCUGCACGUGGCUUAUCGGGAGCAACGUGAGAAAAAACAUGGGCGUAAACUUUACGAGGACAGAGGCAGUAUCGAUGGCGGCUUGCUGUUCACCUACCUCCUUAGCCUGGUCCUGAAGACGACCUUCGAGGUGGGAACGCUGCUCAUCUUCUACUUCGUGUAUAAUGGAUUUUCGGUUCCUCGCAUGUACCAGUGUGAGGAGAUUCCCUGUCCCAAUGUGGUGGACUGCUACAUCUCCAAAGCCACGGAGAAGAUGAUCUUCCUGUACAUCAUGGGCCUCACGUCUGUUCUGUGUGUGGUCCUGAACCUGACGGAGAUGAUCUACAUCCUGUCCAAGCAGUGCUGGAAGUGUUUCAGUAAGAGGUACAUCCCCAUAGAACAAAAGAGAACAUGUAGCUGCCACGCCCACUCCAGAUCCGUGCUUGCUCUCGGCUCACCCGGACCUAAAGGCGCAAAAUCUGCUAGCAAAGAGAAUGUUCAGCCAUCGCAGGCUCCGGAGGAAACUCUGACAUGAUUAACACACAACCUGUGGAAGUCCUAAACACUUCUGUUAUUGUUAUUCCAUGAAACAGGUUCUCCAGAAACCGAGAAAUUGGCAAAGACCCCACACAGUAAUGAACUCUAGUUUAAAAGCACUUAAAAUAAGCAGAAAAUAUCAUCAUGGAAAUUAAGGAGAUAAAUGCUAACAGACUAGCUACCAGAGAUUCACAUGAAUCUGUUUAGUGACCUGAGUCACAUUAAAUGAUUCGUUUAUUUGGCCCAAAUAUGCAGCCUGCUAAACAACGUGUGUGUAAAACUGUAAAAAUGUCACUGUAUAGUAUGUAAAGUAUCUCUGUUGAGGAAAAAAAAAAAACAUUUACACUCUCGUUCACACACAAUUCACUAAAACACUGGGAAUCCCCAGGGCUCACUGAACAGAGCUCAUGUAUUUGCCUGAUUUACUUGGGGGCAAAGCUGAUAAAUGACAUCAUUACCUUUCUAGUUGGUGGAAAAAGAUGUACAAUGGAAAUGUUUCCCUGCCUGAAACAGACUAGUUUGUCUUUUAUAUUUAAAAUGAGUGAAUAUUUAUAUUUCUAUUGAGUAAGUUUUAUUUAUUCAUAUUUAAUGUGCCUGUGAGUGUGUACAUGUGUAUGCUUUAUAUAUAACACA